Molecule: messenger RNA, 1338 nt
Organism: Didymella exigua CBS 183.55
Lineage: Eukaryota; Fungi; Ascomycota; Dothideomycetes; Pleosporales; Didymellaceae
Product: DUF1917-domain-containing protein
Exons: 4
Coding region: 34-1176 (380 amino acids)
Source: RefSeq, a predicted model, not a curated record
CUUCCAAUCACUGUAGCGUCCCAUUCUGGCAACAUGGCGGCGACAGAGGAUACGGUUGCCGGCGCUGGAUGGAUCUCUGACGAUUCGAGCUUCUAUGGUGAUGAGAAUGAACAAGAGUACCAGGAGUCGCUCAGCAACCAAAACACCCCAAAGGCUUUCUGGUUAUCCCACAGUAAGGACUUGAAUGCUAUUGUAUCACCCACAAAGCUCCAGGCUGUAAAGAAAAUUACCUCUGAUUUCGACGCCACGCCCACCAAGAAGCCCAUGCCGCUCACUACCUCAACACGUGCUAACAAACUCCCCGGUUUCUCUGGUCUCGACAGGAAGACCAUGGAAGAAGAACGUCUCGCCCGUCCAUGCAAAGGCAAGCGCAAACGCGACAUCUCGCCAGAACCAACACUACGUCGCGAACUCUUCAACCCGAUGCAAGGUCAGCCAUUUUGCUGGCAGCUAGGCGAGACUGCUGACGCAUUCGUCAAACGCGUCCCUCCUCUCAGCACAUCAGCCUUGACCUGCGAGUGGAUCUGGGCAGUGAAUCCGUACCGUGAUCCUCGCGAUAAGUCUGCAGCUCCCCGCAUUGCCGCAUUUAGAGACCGUGGUGCGAAGCUGCUUACAGAGUCGUUGGCGAAGCGGGAUGAAAUCCAGGUUAAGGGUCGACUGGGCCCACGGAGCACUGUCACACGAGCUUGGAAUCAGGAGGCCAAAGCUUUGCAGCAGAGUCUGACCAAACUUGCGGUCGAGAUGGGUGUCUUGUCGGGGAAGUGGAUGCUGUUUCCGAAAGAACAGAGUGUCAAUCGAAGCUGGAAAACUGUCGUGGAAGCCACUAUUACCGACCGCCUCGGACCGAUGGCAAAGGUCGCUCCUGAUGACGGCAAAGACGAACGACUGAUCUGUAUCUAUACCAAAGACUUCAGAGACGAGGACGAUGUACUCCGCGUACUCAAGGAGCUUGAGAACCUGGACCUUCUCAGUCAUGGGCGAAACAUCUACUACAAGGCUGAUGCUUUCACGCAUCUGGACCUUUACUCAGCGACUGCUGACAAAUAUGGGCUACAAGCAAGUAUGCACAACAGCUCGAGAAUGCUGGCCGCAGCUCGAACUGCUGAACUGUCUGCAUCUCAGAACACCGCAUCACAGCAGGAGUGUCGGAUACUUCAGAACUUCUACCAGACAUGAUACGUCCCUCACGCAGCAAGGGCGGGCAUCAUUGUGACGCAUUCGCCGGCGCCCGAUGUGCGCUCUACGAUAUAAUGCAGGCAAUGCGAUUUCUUCAAGGUCUUUCGGAAGCUCUGUACUGUCACUUCCAGUAUCUCAUCAAAUUACAUAUUUUGACCGCGC